AUGGCCGUUGUAUUCCCUACUAUCAAGGCGGUCAAUGCCUUUAUUAUUGAUGGAGUUGGUUCCGGGGGCGAUUAUCACAAUGUGAAAGGAGGGCAUUGGCUCAUUGAUUCUCCCAUUGCAACCCCAAUGGCUAGAUGGGAACAGUACAGAGGCUCUCGAACUAGUUGGGGGAUAAAUGUGCUUGGCUCCUUUUGCAUUGAAAUAGAAGCAGCAGAUGGCACCAAAGGGUUUGCAACCGGAUUCGGAGGCCCUCCAGCAUGUUGGCUGGUGGCACAGCAUUUCGAAAGAUUUCUAAUCGGCGCUGACCCUAGGGACACAAACAACCUCUUUGAAAAGAUGUAUAGGUCCUCCAUGUUUUACGGACGAAAAGGCCUUCCCGUUGCUGUCAUCUCAGUUAUAGACUUGGCUAUAUGGGACUUACUUGGUAAGAUCCGCAAUGAACCAGUCUACAAACUCAUUGGUGGUGCAACUCGUUCUCGCCUGGAUUUUUAUUGCACUGGUCCGGAACCAGGCUUUUCAAAGGCGAUGGGCUUCUCAGGUGCCAAAGUAGCGCUACCAUACGGGCCUGAUGAAGGUGCAGGUGGCCUGGCCAAAAAUGUGGAAUACCUAAAACAACAACGAGAAAAGGUCGGCUCAAACUUUCCGCUAAGGGUUGACUGUUACAUGUCCCUAAAUGUUCCCUACACAAUUGAGUUAGUCAAAGCUUGCGAGGCGGAAAAGAUCAACAUCGACUGGUGGGAGGAAUGCUUAUCGCCCGAUGAUGUUGAUGGUCAAGCUCUACUGAAAAGAGCUCACCCAACGAUCAAAUUCACCACCGGCGAGCACGAGUAUUCUAGGUACGGCUUUCGGAAGUUGAUAGAGUCGCGCAAUUUAGAUAUCAUCCAGCCUGACGUUAUGUGGGUUGGAGGUAUGACCGAACUGUUAAAGAUAUCUGCAAUGGCAGCAGCUUAUGAUAUCCCGGUUGUUCCACACGCCUCUGGCCCUUACUCAUACCAUUUUGUCGUGUCUCAACCAAACUCGCCUUUUCAGGAGUACCUGGCUAAUUCCCCGGAUGGAAAAACUGUCCAACCCGUGUUUGGAGACUUGUUCUUAAAUGAGCCAAUUCCAACCAAAGGCUAUCUCGAUGUUAGCGUGUUGGACGAACCUGGCUUUGGACUCAAGGUGAACCCCUCUGCAAAGCUCAUACCAGCUCGAUAUAUCCUCACUCCAAACCCGCAGAAAUCGCUUAGAGAUAACGGCAUUGUUCACCGUAACAAGCGUGAGAAACACAACAGCGAAAACGCUCGCCCGAUAGCGAAUGGCAUUAUACAACACUAA
Molecule: messenger RNA, 1317 nt
Organism: Microsporum canis CBS 113480
Lineage: Eukaryota; Fungi; Ascomycota; Eurotiomycetes; Onygenales; Arthrodermataceae
Product: galactonate dehydratase
Exons: 3
Coding region: 1-1317 (438 amino acids)
Biological process (GO): carbohydrate catabolic process
Molecular function (GO): magnesium ion binding; L-rhamnonate dehydratase activity
Source: RefSeq, a predicted model, not a curated record